Phialemonium atrogriseum is the source of this 2001-nucleotide messenger RNA. Its product is annotated as Homogentisate 1,2-dioxygenase. Gene Ontology annotation, molecular function: homogentisate 1,2-dioxygenase activity. Gene Ontology annotation, cellular component: cytoplasm. The record is from RefSeq and is a predicted model, not a curated record. Gene Ontology annotation, biological process: L-phenylalanine catabolic process. The transcript has 2 exons. Bases 165 to 1580 code for a protein of 471 amino acids. Lineage: Eukaryota; Fungi; Ascomycota; Sordariomycetes; Cephalothecales; Cephalothecaceae.
CGGCUCAAAGGGCAACGUCAACCUUGCUUGAGACGGUUUAAGAUGGUUGCUCGUCUCACCCCAAUACCUACCUACCUAUGUAGUUGAUGAGUGCUCUUGUUCUUGCUACUUUAGCAGAGAUCACCCCUCGAUGAGCACCAUCCCCCGCCGACUGUGACGUGAUAAUGCCAGUGACUACCUUUGACUUCAAGGAGAAAUAUCGCUACCAGAACGGCUUCGGCUCCCACCUCGAAUCAGAGGCCGUUCCGGGAGCCUUACCAAUUGGCCAGAAUUCCCCACAGAAGCCGCCGCACGGCCUCUACGCGGAGAAGCUCUCGGGGACCGCGUUCACUGCUCCCCGUCACGAGAACAAGCAGACCUGGCUCUACCGGAUCCUCCCCUCAUGUUCUCACCCGCCAUUCACUCCCGCUGGCAAGGACAAGGCUGUGGGAGAUGACUUGGUUGAUCAGUCGAAGCUGCAUUACAUCCCCAACCAGUUGAGGUGGGACCCAUUCGACCAUGACCCGGAGACCGACUUCGUGUCCGGACUGCGUCUCGUCGCGGGGGCGGGUGACCCAACCCUGAAGCAGGGCAUCGGGAUGUACAUCUACGCCGCCGGGAAGUCGAUGAACGACCACUCGGCCUUCUACUCGGCGGACGGGGAGCUCCUCGUCGUCGCGCAGGACGGCGUGCUCGACAUACGCACCGAGCUCGGCUGGCUCCUGGUGCGCCCGAUGGAGAUCUGCGUCAUCCCCCGCGGCGUCAGGUACCAGGUCCACCUGCCCGCCGGCCCCGCCCGCGGCUACGCCCUCGAGCUCUACCAGGGCCACUUUGCGCUGCCCGAGCUGGGACCCAUCGGCUCCAACGGGCUGGCCAAUGCGCGGGACUUCCAGGCUCCCGUGGCGGCGUUUAGCGAGGACCACGUGGCGACAGCGUCGUCGUCGUCGUCGUCGUCGUCUUACACGGUCACGGCCAAGUUCGCCAACCAGCUCUUCACCACCACGCAGCCGCACACGCCCUUCGACGUGGUGGCGUGGCACGGCAACCACUACCCGUACAAGUACGACCUAGGCCGGUUCAACACGGUGGGCAGCAUCUCGUACGACCACCCGGACCCGUCCAUCUUCACGGUGCUGACAGCGCCGUCGUCGCUGCGGCCCGGCACGGCGGUGGCGGAUUUCGUCGUGUUCCCGCCGCGCUGGCUCGUCGCCGAGGACACGUUCCGGCCGCCGUGGUACCACCGCAACACGAUGAGCGAGUUCAUGGGCCUCGUGCGGGGCGCCUACGACGCCAAGAAGGGCGGGAAGGGGGGGUUCGUCCCCGGCGGGGCGAGCUUGCACAAUGUCAUGAGCGGGCAUGGGCCGGACGCCGAGAGCUACGAGGGGGCUAGGAAUGCGGAGCUGCGGCCGGCAAAGGUCGGGGCCGCGGACGGGGGUUGCGCCUUUAUGUUUGAGAGCUGCCUCAUGGUCGGGGUGACGGAGUGGGGGCUCAGGAGGUGCGCAAAGGUCCAGGAGGGGUAUAGUGAACAUAGCUGGGGUGGUUUGAAGGUCCAUUGGCAGAGGCCCGAGGGGGCGGCGGGCGAUGGGCAUUUGCUGAAGUGAUGAGAUAUAAUUCUCUUGCUGUCGUAUCGCUCACCGAGGGGGGCUAGACACUUGACCCCGGUGGUGCGUACCAUUUUAUAAUUGACAUUGGGAUAAUGUAUUCCUCGCCCUUCGAUAUCUUUCUUCUAGUCCGGGAGCCUCUCCGUUGGACGAUGUCCGAUCCUCCUGUUCUUUGAGAGGAAGGCCCCCUUCACUGCAAGAAAAGUAGACCAUGAGAGGAAGAUAUGCGGAGAAGAAAUGAAACAUAUGGGGUGUGUUUGCCAAGGUAGUCCUCGUAACACCACCCAAAACUGCGUCUUAUGCCCAUCCAGAGGAGCCGAACGUCCCUGAAAGAGGGAUCCGAUUCUUCGCAGCCAGGUCCUGUCAUCCCGGAAUGUCCGUCCAACCUGUGAUGCCUGUCCUCUGAUGGGCUCGCCAGCUG